AAGGCCCAAAAAUUCCUCUUUUUUGGCAGUGGCCUGUUUUAUUAGGUCUGUCUAUCAUUAUUUUCUCAUCUUUUCCAAGUUUGCAGAUACUGCUCGCUACAAACAACACUGCAGGAACCUUAGCCUUUGAUUUGCACAAGCUGAGGUUCCUUAAAUAGAGACAUAGUAGGCAUACCUUUAUUAUUUCUGACCAUGUUCUUAUCGGUGUCAUAUUAAAUUUGGGCGGGCGGCUAAUGCGAAACUGGUUUGUCCCUUUUCAGGAGUUUUGUUAUCCUACAUGUGAUGUUAAAACUCGCAUAAGAAGUAGUAGUAGAUCUGUGGAAAAGGUUUCAUAAACCUCAAGAGUAGAAAGGCUACAAUACACUCAACUAAGAAAAUAUCAGAAAAUCAGUUUUGGAAGAGAAAAUGUCAGCCAGAUGAACUUGAGAUUAACCUUGAUGGGUGUGAGGUAGGGUGAGGAAAGAAUGAAAGGAGAAGGUUUGGACUGGAUGUUAACCCGGCGAAUACAUUCUCCUCAAAACACAGUGGAGACGAGUGAUGGCAUGGGUAGGCAUAGCUUCUCAAUUCACUAAGGUAGUAGUGAUCAUUGAUAAUGCAACAGAAACAGCUGGAUUAAUCGUGAAGUGUAUGGUUUUUGCUCAUAUUCAGCUAAAUGCAGCUGUUGAUUGGAAGCUGCUACACAGCACAGAUGUUGAGGGAGCCAAAGCAUGUUGCACAAGGCCCAGGUGAUUCUGAAUAAAGUGUAAAGAAAUGGGAUAUUCAGUAGUGGCCGUGUAAAUCUUCUAAUCUCACCCUGAUUGAGCAUCAAGUUUUGAAGGCGAAAGGCAGAAAGACUCAAGAGCAAACCAUAAUUGAUGGCAGCUGCAGUGAAGCAUUUGCUUUACUGCAUUUGGUUAAAUCCAUGGAUUUCAGACUGUCAUUGUUUUGGCAAAGGUUUCUCAACAAAGUACUACAACUGAACAUUAUACUCUAUAAUUAUUCCUCUAUUUGUCCAAUUACACUUGGGUAGAUAAAGAUGGCUCAUAUAUUUUUUGCGUUCAGCCCUCUGGAUUACAGAUGAGCCUGGGCUUCACCUGAUUCUUGAUUGUUUAACUUCAAAUCUACUGAGGUGGAAGCAAAAGGCAAAAAUAUAAACGUUGUGUUCAAUUCAAUUUUAUUUAUAUAGCGCCAAAUCGCAACAACAGUCGCAUCAAGGCGCUUUAUAUUGUAAUCUAUUAUUGUUAUUGUAAUUGUUUGGUAAUUUACUAAUUUGAUGGGUUAUAGGAGUCAAAUAAACCCACAAUAUUUUAAUAAUAGUUUGAUGACAACACAAAUAUUUCCUGUAACAGAUGGUCUCAUUUUACUCAAGUACAGUUUUAAGAUACUUUCAAGUAUUUCCAUCGAAUUCCACUUUAUUCUUCUGCUCUGUCCAAUAGUUUCCUUGAUUCCUUACUAGACUAACCAUUAAUGCAACAUCGAAACAGUUUAUAGAUUAUAGACACAGCAUUACACAAGAGUCCACACCUGUAACCACACCUGUACCUGCUGUAACUAUAUUAAGUAACACGCGUGUGUCAUAUGCAGUCAUGUGCAUCAUACCCACUAUUUGACCAAUUUCGCGGUGCCUUUCCACGUUUUAUCUGUUUUUAUCAUCUCAAAACACUUUACAAAAACUCUGUUGGUUAACGUGGCUGCGAUGAGUUUAACUUUCACCACUUUAAUGCGGUUUGACCGGUCUCGUGGACUUUUUUACGGCGCUGUUGUCGGUGUGUAUGGAUGGCAAACGUAGGGCGGUGGCCGGUGAAUGAAUGAUCAAAGCGUUUUUAAAGGUUUGGUGGGCGGUGCGCGGUCUGUAUUUACACUGGGACCGCUCCGCCCUGCGAACGCCAGAUAGAAAACUGUCUGUGGGCCGGAGCAGAGGGAUGAAACAAGUGGAAGGAGAUGUAGCCGACAGGCACACAUUAAUUACUCUAACGCACGCACUACACCUCGUCAGCUCCACUCCUUUCUCGGUACGCUGUAGCAUCCUCCUCUUUGCAUAAUAACACACGGCAAGCGAUCGUUUUUGCGGCGCUGCGUCGGAGCUUCAUGGCCGCAACACUCACGAUGAGCGGCGGCGUGCAGGAGGAUCCCUUCUACCCGCUGCAGAAGGCGACUCUGCCCGCUGGGUUCCCCUUGGAGGACUCGGCGUUGUUCGGCUUGGAUUGCAAGAUCACCGAAGCAGACAAGGCUGGACAAAAUGAUUACGCACAGGCAAAGUGUGAGAUGGACAGAUAUCUCUCCCCUCAGCCUCUUCCACUUCCAAACCCUGCAGACAACCAGCAGAAGUCACUCAGAGACAGCUCGUCAGCAGUGGAUCAGUUCUUCACUGACGCUGGGGCUCCCUAUACCCUCAACAUGAAUCUUUAUCUCCCUGAUGUCGGCUACCUGAGGAUGGGCUUGUGCCAGCAGGUGCGGUCCCCUCAACACCAGAACCACCCGAGUCUCACUCACAUUAAAACAGAAUCUCCCUCCUCGUGUUUUUCCUCUAACCUGCAGCCCCACUGCCCCGGCACUACGCCCACAAGUAGCUGCAGCACAUCCGGCCACGGCCCUGGCAGUAUGGCCAUGGAAAACUCCGCCACAAACAUGACAUUAACUGGGUUACCAGAAUUCACCAGUGUUUUCAAUCAGCUGGGAGGCAGCCGCGGUGGUGAUUCACUGCCAGAAGUGUAUGUCAAACAGGAAAUGUCACCACAGUUUGAGCAGCACGCUCUCCACCACCACCAUGACAACAGCGGCUCGCUGUUUCAGCUCCUAAACUCUGGCUUGGAUCAUCGCCAUAGCAAUGGCAUGGAGGCUCAGCAUCAUCAUCACCAUCAGCAGCAGCAGCAGCAACCGAUCCAACACACUACCACGAUGCACACACCUUUUCAUGAUUUGCCAGUAGCUACUUCUGCUUCUCAACAAGAGCAAACUGUCAAGCCUGCCUACCGCUGUCUAGGUGGUGGGGUAUACACACAUCCUCAUUCUCAGGCACAUCCCCAAUUCCUCCAGCAGCAGGUGCCCUACCUGCCACCCUCUCCGCCAAACUCAGAGCCCGGCAGCCCUGACAGGCAGAAGGAGCUGCUCCACAACAUGUCACCACCUCCGUCGUAUGCUGCCACCAUUGCCUCCAAGCUUGCAGGUAGCACACCCGGACUUGGACCUGGCCCGGGACCAGGUGGCUUAGCUCUGCCCCACCCUACAGGCCCCACACCAGUCCCAGGCCCAGCCACAGUCCUUCCUCAAGCCCACACGACAACAUCAACCCCAAAUCCAGCACAGAACGCAGUGGCUGUCCGCUACAACCGAAGGAACAACCCCGACUUAGAGAAGCGACGGAUCCACCACUGUGAUUACCCAGGCUGCAAGAAGGUCUACACCAAGUCGUCCCAUUUGAAAGCACACCUCAGGACUCACACUGGCGAGAAGCCGUACAGGUGUACGUGGGACAGCUGCGACUGGCGUUUUGCUCGUUCGGAUGAGCUGACGCGUCACUACAGGAAACACACGGGCGCCAAACCCUUCCAGUGUGGCGUCUGCUCACGCUCCUUCUCCCGAUCGGAUCACCUUGCCCUGCACAUGAAGAGACACCAGAACUAGCAACGUUUUGCACACAUGCUCAAACAUACAAGCACUAUCUUGACAAAACAUAAAGCAUUCACUCCGUGUCCCGCAGCUACACGAGCUGCCUGAUGCAGAGUGACUUUCAGUGACAUCACAGCUCUUCCUGGUGCUGCUGUCGUGGGCUAAAACACUUCGAUAGCCUAACAAACAUGUUGCUCUUAACGCCAAGUGGAACAAUUUGGAGGUUUUAAAGUAGGAAGAUGGUGGCCAGAUGAUCUUCUGGUCCCUUAACCACCAGAUACACAUAUUAUAGAUGUGUUUGGGCAAAUGAAAAGAUGCGAUGGGGUGUGACUGGAAUGAAUUAAAACAGCAUCUUUUUUGUCUUUAUUGUAACAUAGAACUGGCUUAAUUUUCUUUUAUAAAAGAGAAGCUUUUGUUUGCAAAACUAGUCAAGCCAAAUCUUUGUUUACUCAUUGAUUUGUUAGUUUCUCUCUAGAACUGGAAUGUCCAGGUUUUUAUUCUUUACCAAAUCCUUAGAUUUGCACUAGAAUUGGUAAUCUAAGCCUCAGCCUUUUUGGCCCAAGUAUCUCAUUCACCACUGGAACGAUCAUUAUCACUACUGGACUACAUCUCUGUGUGCACCACACAAAUCAUUGCUGUUCAGAUAUUAAAAAUUGAAGGCAUUUGUACUCUGGAGAGAGGGAAGAGAGAGCAGGGAAAAAGUGAGAGUGUGGGGGUGGAGAUGGAGAUGGAGAGAAAGACCGAGAGGGAGAAAUUUUUGAUUUUAGAGAGAGGAGAUUGGAAGACGAUUGAGAAACAGAGGGAGGUGGAUGGAUGCUAAAGAGCAGCAAUUAGAUGAUGAAUUAUUCAGGUCGUCUUUUGAUGGAUUUCCAUCCAGAGAAAUGUAAGCAGAACCCAUAGACGUGUUCUAGGACUCAUUCAGUUAAUACAGAAUCGACAGUAUUUGAUGCACAAACUUGAAUGUGCACUGAAGUGUCUUCAAAAUGCAGCAUGCUAUUAGUGUAGAUCAGUCUCACCCAGCGUUUUACUUCUGUUAAUUGUUUUAACCAAAGCAUCAUGUUCAACACAUCGCCAACACCUUAUUAAGUGCCUCUUUCUCUCAUUUAUGUGUUUUUGUUCUCUAGUAGCAGAGCUGUGAUGAGUGUAGUCAAUCGUUUUAAAAACAUGGUGCUUUUUAAGAAAAGAAAAACUAAAUCUGUUAAAUCUCUAGGUUUAGCUUUGAAAAGGUAAAUCUCUUGAAUUAUAAGGUAGCCACCCUUGUGGUAAUGUAACAGCACAGCUCUGGCCACUUCGCGGACAUCCUGGGAUGCUCUGGCUCUACGGAGCUAUCUUGGCUCUAACUACUCCUGGACACGUUUUGUUAAAGGACGGGUUCACUUUGUUUUUUUGUUUUUUAAAAUUUAUUAUUAACUUGUUGAAACUUUGGUUCAGCUUCUAAAGUUGAAGA
This is a messenger RNA of Haplochromis burtoni (Burton's mouthbrooder), 5035 nucleotides long. It is a transcript of the gene klf5a, whose product is annotated as Kruppel-like factor 5a. The record is from RefSeq and is a predicted model, not a curated record. Gene Ontology annotation, molecular function: RNA polymerase II cis-regulatory region sequence-specific DNA binding; DNA-binding transcription factor activity, RNA polymerase II-specific. The transcript has 4 exons. Gene Ontology annotation, biological process: regulation of transcription by RNA polymerase II. NCBI's taxonomy places the organism in Eukaryota, Metazoa, Chordata, Actinopteri, Cichliformes, Cichlidae. The coding region runs from base 2068 to 3603 and encodes 511 amino acids.